AUGAUCGCCGGCAGAAUAAUUUUUCCUGCGGCGGCGGCGGCGGCGGAGGUGGAAGAGAGAAAUUUAGAGAGAGAGGGAGAGAAAGGGGCGGUGAGGAGAGAGAAAGAAGGAAGGUAUAGGCAGGACGUCACGUUUGGGUAUGAGAUUAUUUAUGGCCAACUAACUACGUUUACGGAUCGGAAAUUAACCGAUCCUUCUUCCCGAUUGAAUCUCCGGCGGACGAUCGACGGCGGAGACCUCUCCGAAGACAUGUUCAAGAAUUUCUGGAGCUCUCAGGAGCAGCAAAAUCAGUCACGGCCACAGGAAGUGCCAACCGACUCAUGGUAUCCGCCUUCGGUUGUCAGUACCCCCAGCUCCUCGCGCCCAGCAACACCUGGUGCGAACACGACUAGCAGUUUUGGCUCAUCGAGGCCGAUCGAUCGGCCAAGCACUGUUUCCAAUGUUUCACCAGCAGAGGCAGCAAGCAUCAUUGCUGUUUUGAAAGAUAAGAGUGUUGAUGAGCUAAGAAAGCUGCUGUCCGACAAGGAGGCUUAUCAAAAUCUGUUGCUUUCAGUUGAACCUGUCAAAACCCAGAACAGGGUCAGAGAUGAACUUAGGAACGAAACUCUGCAGCUUGCUAGAGAGAAUCUUGAGAAAGAACCACGCAUAUUGGAGCUGAGGAAUCAGUGCAGAAUAAUUCGGACGAGUGAGCUGGCUACCGCUCAAGAAAAAUUGCAUGAAUUAGAAAGGAAAAAGGAAGAGACACUCAAGUAUUAUUCUCCCUCAUCUCUACUCAAUCGACUUGAAGAUACCAUGAACAAAACGGAAGAGGAGUCAGAGGCCCUGCACAGGCAGCUUCUUGAUAGAGAGAUUGAUCUUUCAGCAUUUGCACAGAAAUACAAGAAGAUGCGUUAUGCCUAUCAUAAGCGUGCCUUAACCCAUCUUGCUGCCAAGACAUCUGCCACUGCUUAA
This is a messenger RNA of Striga hermonthica, 951 nucleotides long. The record is from the annotation of a GenBank genome assembly. NCBI's taxonomy places the organism in Eukaryota, Viridiplantae, Streptophyta, Magnoliopsida, Lamiales, Orobanchaceae.